Molecule: messenger RNA, 774 nt
Organism: Drosophila takahashii
Lineage: Eukaryota; Metazoa; Arthropoda; Insecta; Diptera; Drosophilidae
Gene: Bbd
Product: Bombardier
Source: RefSeq, a predicted model, not a curated record
AUGUGCUCGAGCAGUGCAACUUGGAUUCUACUGGGCUUGAUGGCCGGCAUCGCCUCUCAGUCUAGCGCUGCAAAUAUUCAGCGUGGUGAGGACCAGACGAUUCUCCAGAACAAUGGAAACACUUUCCUAUCGAACGGAGCUGGGCAGAUCAUCCGUGGACCCGAUGGCCGAACGGUCUUGAUAGGUUCCGAUGGUCGCAGAAUCAUCGCGAACGCAGACUCCAGUGAAGAGGACGAUUCCCAGGAUUAUGGACACGGUGGGAAUAACAACGUCAUUAUCAAUGGUCAGUCGGGCUCCAGCAUAAUCCAGAGCGAUGGACAUAGCUUCGUCUAUGGCGACGAGAGCGGUGGCAGUUAUAUCAACAACAAUGGACGCACUGUUAGGAUCAUAAACGGAGCCAUUGAACUGAAUGAGCAUGGACAGGUGUACACAUUCCAGCCAAAGGCAGCAGGUGUUAGCCAAAAGGAAACGGUGACUAUCAAUGGACAACCUGCUCAGGUGGAGUACUCGAAUGGAGAUAUAGUAAUCGAACUGGCCGAUCACACGGUGGUAGCCAAGGUGGGUGGUCGCACAUUCCUGGGCGAUCGCUACUCCUUCGACAAUCGCGACAAACUGGAGGCGGAGGCCAAGAACUAUGCCGAGCGUCUGCAGCACGAUAUUCAGGCCAGUCUCAAGAAAACCAUGGAUGACCUUCACGCCGAGCUGGGCAACCUAUUUGCCUAAGUUCAAAAUAUUCUACAUGAGUCGCUCGAAAUAAAGCGCAUAAGCAGCAAA